AUGGAGCCUACUCAGUUUUUUACCGACGCAUUUAUCGAGGAGCCUUCUGAGAAAGCUCCAAAUAAGGCUACCACCGACGCCCUUGCCGAUGCGCCUUAUGAUGAAGAUCCACAGCAGGCUAUCUUGGCCCUCGACGAAUGGAAAGUGCCUGCGAAGAUUUUCCGCGCUGAUGGUUCCUGCAUGACCCUCUGGGAACUUGCUCGUGCUAAUGGAUAUCGCUUCGAAGGAGACCCCAAUGAGACUCCCGGCUCUACCUUUGACAAGGCCUUUCUUGAACUCGGUGUUGACCCUGUCAUUGGUCCAGCGACUGAGGAUCACCUUGAGCUUGACCCUGAAUCAUCUACUCCCAUCGUGGUUGACGAGGUUGAUGACGUGACCCCACUGAGCGCCUGCACCAACCAGCCGACAGUCUAUCCGCUGGAUACCCUCAACUCCCUCGAGAACGCCGACCUGGGUCCUCCCCUUGCGGUCGUUCAAGUUACUCCCACCAACAAUGCUCCAACCACCCAAAACGCUCCGGUCACCAUUGAUACAGCCGCUGAAGUCGCUCCUGUCACUGCUGCUCCGGUCACCCAAGUCGCUACUUCAGUCACCCAACACACUCCGAUCGUUGAUCCAGCUGUUCAACUCACUGCUGCCACUGAGGCCUCGGUUACUCAAGUCACCCCUCCAACUAGCCAAGCCACCCAUGUUGUUCCAGUCGCCAAUGCUGCCCCGGUCGCCCAAGUCGCUCCUCCCACCUCCGGUACAGCAACUGGCACGGUCAAGGUUUUUGCUUUGCCACAAGCCAAAUCGCGCACUCAGCCACCCAAGCAGAAAGGCAAGCGGGUUCCCAAGAGGAAACAAGAUGAUGCGCUACACAAAAAACAGAAGAAGACAAAGGCCCAAAGCACCCCACGCAAGGCGAAAGGGAAGACAACUUCAGUCCCAGUCACACCACCUCAGAAGAUUGCGCCUGCCCCGAUGGCACAGGCGCCUGCUCCAAUCCGUUUCCUCGCCCCGAAGACUCCUGUCCCUGCUCCGGAAACUUCUGUCCCUGCCUCGAUGACUCCAGUGCCGGCGGGCCAUCCCAGCCAGCAGCAGCAGCUUCAACUUGAAGAACGUCUCCGAAAUCAAGAGCAGUAUCUUCGUAUUGAAUGGAAGCAACUUCAGCAGCAGGCUGCUCAUCUCAAACGCCAGCCGCGCGGAGAUCCACAGCAGCUUCAGAUCUACGAACAGCAGCGUCAGAUCAACGAACAGCAGUUUAAGCUGUGCCAUCAAAAGGUCUUGCAGCACAAAGAGCAGGUCCGUCAAUACCGGUGUCAGCAACAGAAGCAGCAUGCGAUGCAACAACGCCAGCGAUCCCAAGCUGCAGCGACUCAGCAAGCUCAGCAGCCCAACCACCAAAUGCAAGCAGUUUAUCCCACCCCUUCCAAGGAGCGCAUGCAGUCUUCCAUGCACCAAAUCCAGCAACUUCAGGCGCCAGCGGCUCAGCAAGCUCAGCAGCCCAUCCAUCAGCAGCUCCGAGGUUCACCGGCUCAGCAAGUCCAACAGCCCACCCCUCCUAAGGAGCACAUGCAGUCUUCCAUGCACCAAAUCCAGCAACUUCAGGCGCCAGCGGUUCAGCAAGCUCAGCAGCCAACCCCCCCAAAUGCAAGCAGUGCGUUAGCGGCUCGGCAAGUUCAGCAGCCCAGCCACCAAAUUCAAGCAGUGUAUCCUACCCCUCCUAAGGAGCGCAUGCAGUCUUUCAUGCACCAAACCCAGCAGCUCCAAGGCUCAGCGGCUCAGCAAGUUCAGCAACCCAUCAACCAGCAGUUUCAAGGUUCACCGGCUCAGGUCCAGCAGCCCACCCCUCAAAUGCAAGCAGUGUAUCCCACCCCUCCUAAGGAACGCAUGCGGUCUUUCAUGCACCAAACCCAGCAGCUCCAAGGCCCAGCGGCUCAGCAAGUUCAGCAGCCCACCCACCAAAUUCAGGGGGCUUAUUCUACGCCUUCUAAGGAGCGCAUGCAGUCUAUGAUGCAACAAACCCAGCAACUCCAAGUUUCAGCUCAGCAAGUUCAGCAACGCACCCACCAAAUGCAGGGAAUAUAUUCCACCCCUACCAAGGAGCGCAAGCAGUCUGUUUCUUCCCUUUCUGCCGCUUCGCCCAGCAAGAGAACUUUCGAGUUUAUGGAGAACAUUGUGCCUAGCAACUUUGUGGCCAACCCAGACAAUCAUGCGCGAUGGACUGUUAGCCCUAACGGCAACCAAACCUACUUGAACGGACCCCAGGCGAAGAAGGCACGAGUUUCUACGAAGUAG
Penicillium mononematosum is the source of this 2280-nucleotide messenger RNA. RefSeq lists its product as uncharacterized. The coding region runs from base 1 to 2280 and encodes 759 amino acids. NCBI's taxonomy places the organism in Eukaryota, Fungi, Ascomycota, Eurotiomycetes, Eurotiales, Aspergillaceae. The record is from RefSeq and is a predicted model, not a curated record. The transcript has 3 exons.